GAACUGUCUUUUUAGUUGUGUUCGAUUAAAAAAUGGAAGUUAAAAUAUAGUAAGAAUAAUUAUUUCUAUGGUAUAUAUAUAUAUAUAUAUAUAUAUAUAUACAAGGUUGAUCGGAUCAAAAUAACAUUGAAUAACAAUUAUAUUUAAAAAUGAAGGAGAGAGAAAGUGAAGCCAAGAGGAUAAAACAGGUAAGCAGCCGACAUCCAUUUUAGUCAUCUCAUGAAGCAGCAGUAGCUAGCUUGGCUAGCUCCCAUUCUCUCUUUAAACCCAUAAAAACACAGAGAAAAAACUUCAAUCAAAAUCCAAAAACGACAUCAUAAGGUCACAAAACGACAAUGGAUCCUUGCCCAUUCGCCCGCCUAAUAGUGGAGUCUCUGGCUCUCAAACUCCCUCACCAAGCCACCAAACCGGCCGGUCUAGGCGUCCACCCUUCAGCCACUCCAUGCUUCUGCAAACUCAGCAUUAAGAAUUUCCCCUCACAGACGGCUCUCCUCCCUCUCUGCUCAUCCUCCGGCGAUUCUCCUCCGCCCGAUUCCGCCACCUCCUCCGCCGGAUUCCACCUCGAUUCCAUCGCUCUCCGCCGUAUCAAGGCUGCUGGAAAGCCCGUUACCCUUCGCAUCUCGGUCUACACGGGGCGCAUGGGCCGCACGUGUGGAGUGACCAACGGGAAGCUUCUUGGUCGGGUUAAUGUGAGUGUGGACCUGAGUGGGGCCGAGUUCCGACCUGGGGUUUUCCAGAGUGGGUGGCUGAAGCUCGGGAGUGAGAAGGACGAGAAUAAGUCAUCCUCCUCCGCCAGACUUCAUGCGGUGGUCCGGUCUGAACCGGACCCCCGUUACGUGUUUCAGUUCGGAGGCGAACCGGAAUGUAGCCCUGUCGUUUUUCAGAUUCAGGGGAAUAUACGACAGCCCGUUUUUAGUUGCAAGUUCAGCGCUGACCGGAAUGCAAGAUCCCGAUCACUACCCUCAGAUUUCACCAUAAACAACAACACCAGAAACAGAGGAUGGAUGAGAACAUUUUCCGGCGAAAGAGAGAGGCCCGGAAGAGAAAGAAAAGGUUGGAUGGUGACAAUUCACGAUCUAUCCGGAUCACCGGUUGCGGCGGCUUCAAUGAUCACUCCCUUCGUUCCUUCCCCCGGCUCGGACCGAGUUUGGCGGUCCAACCCGGGGGCAUGGCUCAUUCUCAGACCGCACGGGGUCUCCGUCAGCAGCUGGAAGCCUUGGGGCCGCCUCGAGGCGUGGCGGGAGAGAGGCCCCGUAGAUGGUCUGGGCUACAAAUUCGAGCUUUUAGCUGAAAAUGCUAACGGCCCCACCACCGGAAUUCCUAUCGCCGAAGCCACGAUGAACGUGAAAAAGGGUGGGGAAUUCUGCAUCGACAGUAGGCUGAGUGUGGCGGCGUUGACUUCGAGGUCGCCAGUCAAAGGCUUUGUGAUGGGUUCAACUGUGGAAGGAGAGGGAAAAGUGAGCAAACCCGUCGUACAAGUGGGAGCUCAGCACGUGACUUGCAUGGCGGACGCUGCUCUGUUCAUUGCUCUCUCAGCCGCCAUUGAUCUCAGCAUGGACGCUUGCCGUUUAUUCUCGCAUAAGCUGAGGAAAGAGUUUUCCCAUGAUGAACAAGAUAUCUUCUCUUGAUAUAUUCACAAGGUCUCUUCAUGGUGGCUGUGAUAAUCAAGUUUUUUUUUCUUUGCUCGAGAAAAUUGUUUGGUUUGAGCUUCAAAAUAUAUAUAAAAUACAUAUAGUUUUUAUUUUUUUUCCUUCUUUUCAAUUAAUUAGAGUAUUAUUCUUUAAAUUCUUUUGAUCGACCAUUUUUUUUUCUCACAAAUUUUUCCCUUUUUUUCUUUUGUUCCCUGUAUUUUUCGGGGUGUCUAUCAAGUUCGACAGUUCAAGUUCUGGUGGCGUUUGUUCUGGUUUAUUUUUUUGGGGUCUUGGCAUUGAAGACUGAACAUCCAUACGUGCACGGUUUCGGUAUUCGAGAGUGUGAGUGGGUUUCCUCGUCUUGUUAAUUCUGAAAUGAUUAGAUUAGAAUUUUAUUAUACACUUUAUACUUUUAUUGGGGAUUUCUCUUAUAAUUCUAAGUUGAUCUGUACAUAUAUGCAAUGUACAUUUCAAAACGUUUCACAAAUUCCAAGUGUAAAUUCGUAACAAUUACUAUUAUUGUUACCAUUCUUUUGUCA
Cannabis sativa is the source of this 2170-nucleotide messenger RNA. RefSeq lists its product as uncharacterized. Lineage: Eukaryota; Viridiplantae; Streptophyta; Magnoliopsida; Rosales; Cannabaceae. The record is from RefSeq and is a predicted model, not a curated record. The coding region runs from base 336 to 1628 and encodes 430 amino acids. The transcript is spliced from 2 exons.